Molecule: messenger RNA, 1685 nt
Organism: Cicer arietinum (chickpea)
Lineage: Eukaryota; Viridiplantae; Streptophyta; Magnoliopsida; Fabales; Fabaceae
Source: RefSeq, a predicted model, not a curated record
CCACGUCAGCAUCUUCUUCGUCUUCUUCCGUGUGCAUCCCUCAACCUUCGUCGUUUCUCUUUAAUCUUCAAUCUCAGUGCCCAACCUUCAUCCAAUCUAAUCCACCGCUUCAGGAAGAAAGGGAGAACAAAGGUAAGAAAGUAAAUAUCUGACAGAAGGGGAGAUUUGUUGAGGAAUAAAGAGACACGAGGGCAGCCUUAACUAGUCAAUUUGGGUGUGCAUGAAGCGUAGGUAAUGAAGGUACCUAGUAAAUGAAGUAGGCGAACAGCUGAAGUUAGUAAGAGGAAUUGACACAAAAUUUAACAUAGUCAAGCCAACAGUGAACCAUAGAUAGGCUUCCACUAAUGAAAUCAAGAGAAAAUUCACUGUGAAUAAUACUCAAAUUCCUAGUCCAUUACACCUAAUGCCUGACUAACAACAACCUGGAUUCGCAGACUUUAAAAUUCUUUCUUGGACGCACUGCCAAUUCAUUGGGUUAGGCCAAAUAUCUUGUCAAGUCCAAUAUGCCAGGGGGGGUCUCAUUUUCUAUAUGCUUAGCAUGGAACUGCAGUUGUGGGUGAAUGGAAAUUUCAUAGACGAAGUUCUAUCUGGCAGAAAGAAGAUCGAGUGUGUGUCUAUACUCUUCUAUGCUUCCUGGUGCCCAUUUUCACGCAGAAUGCUUCCUAAAUUUGAAACUCUUAGUUCCAUGUUUCCUCAAAUAGAGCAUUUGGUUCUUGAGCAAUCGUCAGCUUUGCCAAGCUUAUAUUCAAAAUAUGGGAUCCAUAGCUUGCCUGCAAUAGUAUUGUUGAACCAGACAUCAAGGUUGAGAUAUGGCGGUCCAAACAAUUUUCUCUCAAUAUUGGAAUUUUACGAGAGAAACACAAGAUUUGAAGCAAGUAGUAAUAUUGUUAUUGGUCAACCAAGCAGCGAUGAGAAUUCUAGUCUGAAGUCGUUGAUGGGUUUAUCACUCAAAGAAACAUCAAGAAGGGAACCCUACUUAGUGUUCUCUGUGAUGUUUAUCUGUUUGAGGAUACUUCUUUUUGUAUUUCCCAAGAUCGUAUCACGUAUCCGAGCAUUUUGGGUUUCAUGUAUUCCUCAUUUGAACAUGCAAAUAUUCGGCGAGACAAGUCAAGUGAUGGGACGCGUGCUUCAAGUAAUUGAUGUGAGGAGGAUUUGGACAAAGCUAGGACUAUGCAAGACCAGGAAUUUUCAUGAGAGGGCAAGAAGUGCACGGGUUUGGGCUUCAUCCUUGGCUUCUGUUUCUCUUGGUGAAUCGUCAUCAGCUAGAUAAUAAUUCCAAGGUUUGAACUAACAACCUUACGAAGUCGUUAUGAGGGUAGUUUAAGAGUUUGCUUUUAUCAGAUAAAAUAUCCUCAAGCUGCAGGUGAAGCUUGGCAGCACAUAGUCUCUCUCUCUCACUCUUGCUAAUUUUGUUUGUAGAGCUAAUAACCAAAUGUUGAUUUGUGUUUGAGUUGGUUUAUGGGAGGAAGGAACAAGCAUGUAAAUUUGAGAACUGUUUUCUUUUUUGUGUAAAUUAGUUGUUUCUGAAUGAAUUUAUAUACACAAGUUGUAAUAUAUAAGCAUCCUUCCCAGAACCCCGUCCCCUCUUCUCGUACACAAGCAAUUUGAAGCACAACAAACACCAUUGUUUUCCAAGUCGUGAAAAAGAAACCGUUAGUUUUUGAAUGUGGGAAUUACAAACAUUA